Molecule: messenger RNA, 1270 nt
Organism: Westerdykella ornata
Lineage: Eukaryota; Fungi; Ascomycota; Dothideomycetes; Pleosporales; Sporormiaceae
Product: Yip1-domain-containing protein
Exons: 3
Coding region: 143-1033 (296 amino acids)
Biological process (GO): endoplasmic reticulum to Golgi vesicle-mediated transport
Cellular component (GO): membrane; trans-Golgi network
Source: RefSeq, a predicted model, not a curated record
CACAACUGGCUGUGGGGGAAUGGUCAACAGUGAGAGCUGGCUUCUUUUGGAUCCCUGCACAUCGCGCCGCCCAACAAUCAAUCCGCGCAGCAGAAGUGGAGCGCCUGUGAUUAAAUAGUUUGGAUUCGCCCUUCAGAUUGACAUGGCGGCAAUGAUGCCCAGCUCAGUCACAUCGGGCGGCGCAUACGACAACGACGCCGUCGAGCGCGACCUCAUCGACCCCGACGACGCUACACUAGAAGACUUCGAUGACCCUCUCCAGUCGACAUCGGACCGCGCGCCGCUCACAGGCAACAUCUCGUCACGAUCGGGCGGUGGGAACACGCAAUCCUACCUGACGUCGACCAUCGGAGGAGAGGACCGGCGUGCACCCACCAACACCAUUGACGAGACGGUAUGGCAGACGCUAUCACGGGACCUGCUCGCCAUCUGGGAGAAGAUGAAGCAGGUGCUCUACCCCAAGUACCUGCUGGGUGGCAUGAUGCAGCGCGGCGGAGGCAUAGGAGCAGCUGAGCGUGGAGAGGCAGAUGGCUUCGGCGGCGGGCUCAGGAGCCUCGCAGGCCGGUGGCCCGACGCAGACGUUAUCCUCCAAGGAGGCAUGAGCGAGGGACUGCGCGACUGGGACCUCUGGGGCCCGUUAAUCUUCUGCCUGCUCCUGAGUCUCUUCCUCUCCCGAGGCGCCAAGGAUUCCCAGAAAGACCUUGUGUUCUCCGGCAUCUUCGCCAUGGUGUGGAUAGGGGAAGCGGUCGUGACGCUGCAGAUCAAGUUGCUUGGUGGUAACAUUGCCUUCUUCCAAUCCGUCUCCAUCAUCGGUUAUACCCUUUUCCCUCUUGUCAUUGCUUCUCUGUUGAGCGCCGUCCGACUCCCGCUGAUCCCUCGAAUACCCGUAUACAUUGUGCUCGUGGCAUGGUCUUUGGCCGCAGGUAUCAGCAUCAUGGGCGGCUCAGGCGUUGUGCGGAACCGCGUCGGAAUCGCCGUGUAUCCGCUAUUGGUCUUCUAUAUUGCGCUGGGCUGCAUUUGCUUCAUCAGCUAGACCAGUGCUGUUGUUCUGGGGGUACCAUGAUUCGGCGUUUGGGAGAUGUCACUACACAGGCGUUCGGUAUCAAUAUUGGGUUAUCGCUUUGGCAUGUUUCUUCUAUUAUCAUGAUACUCCAGCCUGGUUUUAGAGGACUUGGGCACCAGGCCACCCGCCUCAUUAAUGCAAGGUCUUUCAGCGCCUGCGCCUAGUUAUGUACACAGUAGGCAUACAGUUCCAAGAAUUAUAUCAGAC